Messenger RNA from Xyrauchen texanus (razorback sucker), 638 nucleotides. Its product is annotated as bolA-like protein 2. Gene Ontology annotation, biological process: intracellular iron ion homeostasis. The record is from RefSeq and is a predicted model, not a curated record. Lineage: Eukaryota; Metazoa; Chordata; Actinopteri; Cypriniformes; Catostomidae. Bases 154 to 414 code for a protein of 86 amino acids. The transcript is spliced from 3 exons. Gene Ontology annotation, molecular function: 2 iron, 2 sulfur cluster binding. Gene Ontology annotation, cellular component: cytosol; nucleus.
CGUGGCUUGUAUAAACUACGAAGCGCUUUCCUCCUCUCAAGCAGACCGGUAGUGACCAGAUAAUUCAGAGACAACUCUGUUUAUGUUAAAUUACUUCAUCUCGGUGUUUAAUAAAACGUUUUCGUUACCAAAGUGUCUACUUUAUUCGAAGAGAUGUCAAUCAACCCAGAUCUGAUUCGUGAAAAACUGAUAGAGGGGAUUGGUGCCGUACACGUGGAUGUUGAAGACACGUCUCCAGAUAGAUGCGCUGCCAGCUUUAAAGUUCUUGUAGUUUCUCCUCAGUUUGAAGGGAAGCCAUUAUUACAGAGGCACAGGAUGGUGAAUAAUUGCCUUGCUGAGGAGCUGAAAGAGAUUCAUGCAUUCGAGCAGAAAACGUUGACACCAGAGCAGUGGGAGAAACAAAAAGCACAGUGACACACAUACAGCACGCACAAAACACAUUCAUGCAACCAUCAAUUUGAACAGUAGUGACCUAUUGGUGUCUAGAUAUUUCCAUUUUACCUCCCAAAGUAUAAUCAUACCAAUGUUAUGGAAAUCAGUUGCUUCGUAUUUAUUAAGUGACUAUGCUUCUAUUUAGUAAUGAGCAGAAAACAAAAACUUUUUAAAUGUAAUAUGCUGACAAUAAAGACACUUCCUGG